Paramuricea clavata is the source of this 1143-nucleotide messenger RNA. The record is from the annotation of a GenBank genome assembly. NCBI's taxonomy places the organism in Eukaryota, Metazoa, Cnidaria, Anthozoa, Malacalcyonacea, Plexauridae.
AUGCACCAGUGGUACAACGAACCUGAAAUCUUACCAGCAAUUGGCUUGUCUGACCACCUGUCCGUUCUUGCUACUCCUGCUGUUCAACCUAAACAACCCAAUAAUAUUAUUAAGAAAACUGUACGUAAAACAAAACCGUCUAGCAUAACAUCACUUGGAAAAUUCGUCAAGUCAUUGGACUGGAGUCACCUCUACCGCUUACCUUCUUGCCAAGAUAAAUGCGACCUUUUCUACAACCUACUUAUGUUAGGACUAGAUACCUUCCUGCCAAAGAAAAAGGUUGAAGUUCAUUGUAGGGAUAAACCAUGGAUCACUCCGGAUUUAAAAAAGCUUAUAUCAGACAGACAACAUGCAUUAGCUGCAGGAAAUCGUAAUUUGUAUAAUCAACGUAGAAAUGAUGUCCGCACAGCAAUAAAACGAGCAAAACCUUCCUAUUUUCAAACUCAUGUUAAACAUCUUAAAACCGCUGAUCCAUCGAAAUGGUGGAAAGCCGUAAAAAAUCUGGCAGGCUACACUUCAGAUAAGUCCUUUCAUUCUGUGAUCAAUGACAACCGAAUAUUAGAAGGUAAAAACCUAGCAAACGCUAUCAAUGAAUCAUUUGUUGCUGUUAACAAGUCUAUGCCCCCUCUUUCCGAAUUCGAUAAACAAUUCCUUAUAGCGCCUUGCGAAUACCACAUCCCAGUCGAACUAAUUGAACGUCGCUUAGAAAAAGUUAAAAUAUCAAAAGCGCCAGGCCCUGAUAGUAUACCUAAUUGGCUACUAAAAGAAUUCUCGGCUGAACUUGCUACACCAGUGGCAUCUAUCUUUAAUGCCUCCAUUGCCCAAGCUCAAGUACCUUCACAAUGGAAAGCGGCUGACAUUAUCCCUAUUCCAAAGACCCACCCAGUACAGGAUAUUAACAAUGACCUCAGACCAAUAUCUCUCACCGCUACGUUAUCUAAAGUUUUAGAGUCAUUUAAUGCAGAAUGGAUCCGUGAUAGCAUCUGCCAGAAACUCGAUCCAAAACAGUUCGGAGCAAUUCCCGGCUCCUCUUCAGUUGAUGCCUUAAUUAGCUUACUCCACUCCCUAUACGCUGACUCAGAUGGAAAUGGUAAAACUGCGUUUAUUCCUACUGGACUUCAGCAAGGCUUUCGAUCGGAUUAA